Molecule: messenger RNA, 1962 nt
Organism: Harpegnathos saltator (Jerdon's jumping ant)
Lineage: Eukaryota; Metazoa; Arthropoda; Insecta; Hymenoptera; Formicidae
Product: protein I'm not dead yet-like
Exons: 11
Coding region: 1-1962 (653 amino acids)
Biological process (GO): transmembrane transport; succinate transport; citrate transport
Cellular component (GO): plasma membrane
Molecular function (GO): citrate transmembrane transporter activity; succinate transmembrane transporter activity
Source: RefSeq, a predicted model, not a curated record
AUGGCCGAUGCAGCUGGACUUGACGAAAUCGGGACGCUCAAGAACUUUGCAAUUAGGCCCGAGGACACCAAGCUGAGACUGACCUGGCGAUUCGUCAAGACCUACCGCAAGAUUAUCUUCGCUGUCUGCUGGGCCAUCUUUCCCAUACCCUUGAUCGUGAUUUACGACUCCCUGGAAAUCCGAUGUGCUUACGUGGUGUUGCUGAUGGCAGGGUACUGGGUGAGCGAGUGCUUCCCUAUGGCGGUGACAUCCCUGAUUCCCAUAGUGCUCUUCCCGUCUCUCGGGAUACUCGACACGAUAGACACCUGCACUUGUUACAUGAACGACACCAUAAUGGUGUUUAUCGGCGGUUUGAUCCUUGCUGUCGCCAUCGAGCACUGCAAUCUGCACAUGAGAAUCGCCCUCGGGGUCGUCAAAAUGGUCGGCUUCAGUCACGCGAAGCUACUCGGUGGCCUCUGCGCGGUGACGACCUUGAUAUCCAUGUGGGUGUCAAACACCGCGGCCACUGCCAUGAUGGUGCCCAUUAUUUUCGCCGUUCUACGAGAGCUGGAACAAGUAUUAGAUCAAGUUUUCGUGAAAAGCUUUAAGUACAAAAGUUGUAGGAAAUCGAGUAACGGACUUGACGGUGACCUCAAAUUUGAUCUUGACCUUGAUCUUCAAGGCAGGACACAGCGCGGUGUUCCAGACAGAAACGGACCCCGAGAGGCCGGACGUUCCGGGGUGAGUAAAUUGAAUAUUCAUCGCGCGAUCGCGAUGGACGGUCUCUUCAAUGAUAAUAACAUCUCCAGCGAAAUAAGACCGACGAGGGUGACGAGAGCGUACAUGCUGGCAGCGGCUUACUGUUCCACAUUCGGCGGCACGGGGACGUUGGUGGGAACCGGCACGAAUUUGACUUUCAAAGGGAUUUACGAGAGCAUAUUCCCCACCGCCGAGACAAUUAGCUUCACACACUGGAUGAUCGCGUCCUUUCCCCAGAUGGUCAUCAAUUCUUUCCUCACGUGGCUGUACCUGCGAAUUGCUUACCUGGGGUAUCUGAGGCCGCGCAGUAAGGACGCUCAGCUAGCGGCGAUCGGGGCGGAGGGUGAAGCCAUCACUCGUCAAGUUAUACAAGAGAAAUACAAGGACCUGGGCCCGUUAUCCUUCCACGAGUCGGGAGUGACCGUCUUGUUCAUCAUGUGCGUGUUACUUUGGAUAUUCCGCAAGCCUGAAUUCAUCGUAGGAUGGGCGGAAUUGCUCACCGAUGUAGAACUCAAGGACUCGGUGCCGGUGAUAUUCGUCUCUAUCCUGAUGUUCUUCAUCCCCAAGGACCCCAGCUUCAUUCACAGUUUCAGCCGAGAUCCCGCCAAGAGACCAAAGAGCUCCUCGGAAGGCUUGAUGACGUGGAAGAUCAUCGAGACGAAAAUGCCGUGGGGCUUGAUAUUCCUGCUGGGCGGUGGAUUUGCGAUCUCGAGGGGGACCGUCAAUUCUUGCCUGGCGAAAAAGGUCGGCGAGUCUAUGCUACCGUUGCAGCAUCUGCCACCCAUCGUGAUCCUCUUCCUGGUGUGUCUUCUCAUCGGCACCAUAACGGAGUUCACCUCGAAUGUGGGCAUUGCGAAUAUCACCUUGCCGGUGAUAGCUCAGAUGUGCGUGGUGAUGAAAUUGCAUCCGAUGUACCUGAUGGUGCCCGCCACGCUCAUGUGUUCGUUCUCGUUCCGCCUUCCGGUCGGAACACCGCCGAACGCGAUCAUAGCCACCCAGGGGCACAUCCCGACCAAGUGGUUAAUAACCGGAGGCUUCGCGCCCGCGAUUUAUAGUCUGAUAGUUCAGGUCAUUCUAUUUCCGACGUGGGGCGUUUACGUCUUCGGGAUCAGCGAUUUCCCCGAGUGGGCCGUGCCUCAAAUGCUCAACGCAAACAAUAAUAGUAUGUUACAAUGGAUGAUGAAUAUUGGUAGUACUAGGAUAGAGCAGGACUACACCCUCUAA